Molecule: messenger RNA, 333 nt
Organism: Diaporthe amygdali
Lineage: Eukaryota; Fungi; Ascomycota; Sordariomycetes; Diaporthales; Diaporthaceae
Exons: 2
Coding region: 1-333 (110 amino acids)
Source: RefSeq, a predicted model, not a curated record
AUGCUUCUCUUCGAUACAGUGGCGGGGGCAGCGGCUUCGGAAGCGGGUGGGCGGCUGGUUCCCAGGGCGGUUGCAAGUCGACGCGCGCUGUCAUACCAAAUCGUACAGCCGCGCAUGGUCCUAUCAAUCUUGUUUGAGAUAGAGCAAGGCGGUGGAGUCGACCCGCAACGGAAGAGAGUGAAAUGCGGGUCGCAUCACCUCGGCGACGUCACCCGCUUCAUGGAGACCACUCCGGACCGAUUUUCGACGGGGUCUUCACAAAAUUUCCCUCGGCUUUUCAAGGCCGCCUCAAUGAUAUCUUACGGCGUUGGUCGACGGCUGAGCUUAUCCUGA